AUGGCAGAGUUGAGGGCUGAGACGCAACACGGCAGCCUGUGGUCCAACUAUGGAAACCCCGUACCCAUGACCAACCGGUACCCUCACGACCCGUCGGUAUCAGUACCGCCACCACCAACAUCUUCGCACCUUGUGCGCCCGAGGAGUCACCACACGAUGGACUAUCCGCCGUACCAGCCGGGCCGGCCUGGCCAGGAGGAGGGUGAGCCGUACGACAGAUACCCGCACCCGUCCAUGAACAUACCCAGCAUCAACAGCCUGAAGCGCCCAUACUCGCAAGUGGACCAGGCGCCAUACACGGAGAUGGUCCAGGACCUGCGGGACGACUACAAGCCGCCAAACCACGACCAGAAGCUCCUGUCGUUCAAGAAGGUGGGGGACAAACACACCAUUGUAGACACCAAGGGCCGGAUCCACGAGAUGGAGAUCGACGCGCAGCUGCACGGCAUGUUCUUUCUCUCGGAAUUCCCCUCGGCGACGGGAGACGGCAACGGGCUGAACGCCGAGUUGACGUGCUACCGGCGCAACCUGUUCCAGAUCAGUGGGAGCCUCUGCUUCCCCCAGAUCCCGCUGUCGGUGCUGCUCGAGUCCGGCGAGACGAGCCAGAUCAAGAACAUGGAGGUCAGCAUAUCGGCGAUUGAGUCCGUUGACGGCCACCCGGUGCGCCUGAUUGUGAUUCCCUGGAAGACGCCGCCGCCAAACUCGCCCGAGGCCAAUCAGGCGCCCGACCAAGAGCCGCCCACUUUGCCCCUGAUCCCGCCGUCUGAGGAGGAGGAUGAGACGGGGGGUGACCAUUACGCCAUCUACCCGAUCGGCUGGAGGAGGCUGCAAUUCAGGAUAGCGACUGCAAACAAUGGGAGAAGGAAAGAGCUGCAACAACACUUUGUGCUUCAUCUGAAACUUCACGGAACGCUGGCCAACGGGCAGAAACUGGUGCUCUCGGAACUGACGACAGCACCGAUCGUCGUGCGAGGGAGGAGCCCGCGGAACUUCCAGGCUAGAAAGGAGAUCCCGUUGCUCGGAUCAAGUGCGGGUUCGCGAGGACAGACCCUGGUCGAGACGGGCCAUGGCAUCGUUGCGCAAGCCGUCAUCCUCAACAAGCCCCCAUACGACUCUCGACCUCGCCUGUCGAGCCUCGAUGUUCCCAGAUCGGCUUUCACAUUCACUGCGCCGAAGCAAAUGCCGCAGAGUCCGAUGCAGAUGCGAUCCAACUCCUACCCAACAACAUGGAACCCAACCCCGCAAGUCUCAAUGCCUCAUACCACCGGAGCAGCGACCUAUCCAACCUCGACCAUGCCGCCGGACCCGUACCCCAAGAUGCCCUUGUCCGGGGCGCCGACCUUUACCGCCGAGCCACAAGACAUGCCCCUGCAACCCACCUCCAUGGGCUCUUCGGUUCCCCUUCCGCUCGCCUCCCCGCACGACCCGCACCAACACCAUCACGCCCAACAACCGCAGCCCCCUAUCCGCACGCAAUACGCAACCUACACGUCGGCCCCGCCACACCACCUCUCCCUGUCCACCACGACCGGCGCUGCGGGCGGCCCUUCCCCAGACACGUCGAACCUCGCCGUACCCCGCUACAUAGGCGACGCCGGUAACCCGCGCCCAUCCAAGUCGCCGCGCCACGCAAGCCACCAGUCGGUCGCCUCGUCCAUCUCCAACGACACGGCGUCGGGCGAAUACCGCUACGGCCCGCCGCCGUCGCAACCGCAGCAACAGCAUCAGCAAGCGCCGCAUGGUGGUCCAUACUCGGCUGGUGCGUCGGAAGUGAGUCCGCAGUCGCAGCACCCGUCUCUUCCGCCGCUGCAGGACCAGGCCGCGAACGGCGCUGCUUCGCAGCCUGGAAUUGGGGUAGGAAGCGGUGGAGGAGGAGGAGGACAGGCGUCCUCGGGCAGGGAUUACUACACUACUACUGGUCCUGCUCCUGGCGGAUGGGGGCCUGCUCCUGGCGAUCACGGGGCCGCCGGCGCACCCGGACAGGGCGGGGAUAGGCCGUAUGGAUAUCCCGCUGGUGCUGCGGCGGGUGCUGCAGCGGGGGGUGCAAGUGUCAAGACGGAACCGCAUGCUGCUGCUGGGGGCUCGGCUCCCGGGACCGGGUAUGGGUAUGCUUGGAACACGGCUUGA
Parathielavia appendiculata is the source of this 2127-nucleotide messenger RNA. RefSeq names its product p53-like transcription factor. The coding region runs from base 1 to 2127 and encodes 708 amino acids. Gene Ontology annotation, cellular component: nuclear chromosome. The transcript is spliced from 3 exons. Gene Ontology annotation, molecular function: DNA binding; DNA-binding transcription factor activity. Gene Ontology annotation, biological process: meiotic cell cycle; positive regulation of transcription by RNA polymerase II. The record is from RefSeq and is a predicted model, not a curated record. Lineage: Eukaryota; Fungi; Ascomycota; Sordariomycetes; Sordariales; Chaetomiaceae.